Molecule: messenger RNA, 402 nt
Organism: Staurois parvus
Lineage: Eukaryota; Metazoa; Chordata; Amphibia; Anura; Ranidae
Source: the annotation of a GenBank genome assembly
AUGUCCUGCGUGCAUUAUAAGUUUUCCUCCAAGCUCAACUACGACACCGUCACCUUCGAUGGGCUGCACAUCUCCCUGGCCGACCUCAAGAAGCAGAUCAUGGGGCGGGAGAGGCUGAAGGCGGCCGACUGCGACCUGCAGAUCACCAACGCACAGACGCAAGAAGAGUACACAGACGAAGCUGCUCUUAUUCCUAAGAACUCUUCCGUCAUUGUUAGGAGGAUUCCUAUUGGUGGAGUGAGAACUACAACAAAAACAUUUGUCGUAAAUCGUAAUGAGCCAGUGAGUGGAACAUCAAAAGCAGUAUGUAAAACCCACAAUCACCCUUUUCCUUAUACUUCUUUACUCCAGCCUUUAACAUGCAGGCACACACCUGCUCCUAUUUCUGUGUGGUUCUGUUGA